CCUGUUUUACUGAGCAUGUGUAGUGAUCGUUCGGAGGAAUUAUAUAUGUCUAUUUUCAACUUUGUGCUUGAACGUGUCCCUUUAUUAAGCAGUAUCCAGACAGUUGUAACGUCGUUGGAACGCCCUCUCGUCCGUGCAAUUAGGCGCUUCUUUCCUAAUUGUUUCAUUCGGUGUACUUGGUUACACAUCAUAAGAAACCACACCCGCCUUUGGGCAGAAAAAAAAUUGCCAAUGCGCUACAAUGAUACGGUGUUGAAGUUGUCAUGGGCGUAUCCAUUAGUCCCAGAACACUUGCGUCCCCAGGCAUUAUUAUUAAUUAAAGAGGAGAGUUCUUUAAUUGAAAAUGAACACAUGGAUGUAGCUGUAUAUUUGCGACAUGUUGAGCGAUUCAACGAUUUCCAUCGUCAAGCACGAUCAGUACGGUUCACUAAUGUUUCUGAAGAUUUUGCUGGAGGUCUGAGUCACAGCGACACGGAGCGACCUUCAAUAUUUGAAUUAUUAAAACGUAUUAGAAAUGUUCUUAGAACCGGUGUAGCGGAAAUUCUUCGCAAUCGAUCAACAGUUACCUUAACAGACGAGAACACGAACACCAGAAUUGCGUCUCUUCAACACAUGUUAAAUAAUUCUCGCAUCACAUUAGAGACCUUCCUCUCCUGUGUCAUCGACAGACACCAAAGUAAUUUGAUCUCACUGGCUGUUGCAAAUGAAACAAAUUCAAAAAUAGCGACACCCUACUUUGAUGACCUGCAAGAUCCGGUCGGAGGAAGGAGUAACCGUGCAACAACGUUGUUUAACUUGAAUCCUCAAGUCACCGUAGACACUACUGAACGUCCAACGCAUGGCGAUCAAUUGUCAUGGAUUUCCUCAAGUCAAUUGAGACUAUCACCGUCACCGAUGGACUUCAGAGACUUACCAGUGGGAACUCGUGACACUGCGUUGGACGACACGAUGAUGUUAACAUCAGAAAGUGAUGAUGAGGACUUAUUACAACUACCAAGUGAACUAUCAUCAUCGUUAACAAGACGGCGAACUUCCUCACCUUCGCUUAGACGUUUUCCAGCUGUUGAGACCUCCAAUACUUCUCCAAGAACUGUCCAGACUUCAAGUGUCUCUCCAACUCACGGUCACGGUGUUUUCAGCGUUUCUCUAGCUGCUCAUGGAACUUCCAGUCCGUCUUCAACUCCUGAAACCUCAAGUAUUUCUCCGGCAAAUGGUAUUUCUAGCGUUUCUCCAGCUGCUCAUGAAACUUCCAGUCCGUCUCCAACUCCUGGAACUUCAAGCAUUUCCCCGGAAAAUGGUGUUUCCAACGUUUCUUCAGUUGGUCCUGGAACUUCAAGCGUUUCCCCGGCAAAUGGUGUUUCCAACGUUUCUUCAGCUGGUCCUGGAACUUCAAGCGUUUCCCCGGCAAAUGGUGUUUCCAACGUUUCCUCAGCUGGUUCUGGAACGUCAAGCGUCGCCCCGGCUAAUGGUGUUUCCAACGUUUCUUCAGCUGGUCCUGGAACUUCAAGCGUUUCCCCGGCAAAUGGUGUUUCCAGUGCUUCUCCAGCUGUUGCUGGAACCUCAAAUGUUUCUCCAGUUCAACCCUUAACUGCAGCUAUAAUCAUUAGCGACUCAGAUAACGACGAAGAUCCUGUCAAUCAUAAGUUUAUUUGCGUCUGCUGUCGCAAAAAUCCACCAGUUCUUGCUUUUGUCCAUUGCGGCCAUAGAUGUGUGUGUGUCGACUGCCGCCAAAAAGUGGGGAACAAGUGCCCAUUAUGUCGCCGAUGUUCUGGCGCCAUUCGAAUUUAUGAUCCAUAGACAGUGCCAACACAAGUUAAAAAUAAAAUACCUGGAUAAUGUAGGUAUUUAUUAGAAGAAAAAAAAAAAAA
This is a messenger RNA of Cotesia glomerata, 1868 nucleotides long. Its product is annotated as mucin-5AC-like. The coding region runs from base 16 to 1797 and encodes 593 amino acids. Lineage: Eukaryota; Metazoa; Arthropoda; Insecta; Hymenoptera; Braconidae. The transcript has 6 exons. The record is from RefSeq and is a predicted model, not a curated record.